UUAAAAAAAGAAAAUAUCUAUCUUAACAAAAUGAAAGAAACUUCAUAUAAAUACCACUUCACACCAACCUAAACCUGUAUAGUUAUGAAUUAUCAAAAAUCCAUGACUUAAAAGGCAUUUGAGGAAUCGACCUGAUUCUUUUUCGUUUUGGUGAUUGUAAUUUAUAUACUAACACUCUAUAACGCUCGUGGGAUGGCUAGGAAAAGGAGGGCAAGUGAGGCACUUGGUGAAAAAACCCGCGAUGACCAUCAAGGGAAUGUGGCCUGGGACGAAAUGGUAAAAGAGGCUGCUGCUGCAACCGCGCUUGGAGGAGCACGGAGAGCACGAAAGAGAUUCGUGGGUGUUAGACAAAGGCCAUCGGGAAGAUGGGUUGCUGAAAUUAAAGACACUAUACAAAAAAUAAGGGUAUGGUUAGGUACCUUUGACACAGCUGAAGAAGCAGCAAGGGCAUAUGAUGAAGCGGCCUGUUUACUUCGCGGAGCCAAUACGCGCACGAAUUUCUGGCCCUGUUCUCCAUCUUCCUCUACUACUCCAGCUCUUCCUUCGAAAAUCACGAAUCUUCUUAUUAGUAGACUCAAAGCUAGAAAUAAUUCCUUAGCUGCUGCUGCUGCCACUGCUUCUUCUUCUUCUGAUUCUUCGGUGCCUGUUGCCGAAAAUCAUGAUCAGGACAAACAGGGAGAAGAAUUCAGAGAAGAAGAAGAAGCGUAUUUUUCGGAUUUUCAGUACAUGGAGUAUCUCAAGGAACCUGAAGAUCUGAUUACUGAUAACAACAUGAUCGGUAAUAUGAGUGCAAUUAACGUAACCAGUUUCACAAACACCUUGGAGGAAUGCUUGACUGAAAACGAUUAUACUGUAAUUCAGCCUGUGAAAAUCCAUGAGAAUUCGAUUGGUGUAGAGAUGAAUAAUACUGUGGAAUUAGACGGAGAAGAAGAGAUUGAAGAUGAAAACAAUACUGAUAUAGGAGAUAUUGUAGAGCCAAUUGACUUCCAAUUUGUUGAUGAAAUUGGAUCAUCGUGUUACUAUUCACCGUUUGAAAUAGCUGAUGAGAUUAAUUCAUCAGAAACAAUGGAACAAGGGAUGAUUUAUGGAGACGAAUCCUCGAUGCUAACUGAAGCUAUGAGGAGGAUGAAUUACGAGAGGAAAUUCUCAGCAUCACUAUAUGCAUUCAACGGAAUUACGGAAUGCUUAAAGUUGAAGCUGAAAUCCGGAGGAGUUAUGCAGAGAGAAAGAUCUGAACAGUUAAGCAGAUUGAGGAAUGCAUGCAAAAGGAACCGCAACGAGGAGGAAGAGAAGAAGAUUCAUGAAGGAGAAAUUAAUGAGAAGAAGGAUACUGAAUACAUUUCAGAAAGUUCUGCGUCAUCUUCGUCAACGAUAACAGAAGAAACUAAUUACGAUAGUGAAUUGUUGCUCUGGAGCUCGAUUGAUCUACCACCAAUCUGCGCAUUUGUUACUUAGAAGAAUUGAUUUUUGGUUUCUCAUGUUAUAUUUAGUAUGUUGUUGUUCGAUAUGAUGAUCAGGUAACUUAUGUUUUCACAGGGUGAAAGAUGGAAGAUUU
Molecule: messenger RNA, 1555 nt
Organism: Capsicum annuum
Lineage: Eukaryota; Viridiplantae; Streptophyta; Magnoliopsida; Solanales; Solanaceae
Product: ethylene-responsive transcription factor ERN1
Exons: 1
Coding region: 193-1455 (420 amino acids)
Biological process (GO): regulation of DNA-templated transcription
Molecular function (GO): DNA-binding transcription factor activity; DNA binding
Source: RefSeq, a predicted model, not a curated record